Macroventuria anomochaeta is the source of this 999-nucleotide messenger RNA. RefSeq lists its product as uncharacterized. Lineage: Eukaryota; Fungi; Ascomycota; Dothideomycetes; Pleosporales; Didymellaceae. The record is from RefSeq and is a predicted model, not a curated record. The coding region runs from base 1 to 504 and encodes 167 amino acids. The transcript is spliced from 2 exons.
AUGGGCGUGGUGUUCUCUCCAUACCCGUAUGCGAUUGCGGGCUUCUUCUUUUCGCAGCAGCUGUUCCAGCUCGCUUGGCUGUGGAAGUUGUGGAAGCAGGAAGGAACAUCAGCAGAUCGGAUGGCACAGCUAGGCUACAUCGCGACAGCCCUCGAACCACUCAAUCGCCGCUCGACGCCCAACUUCUUCUCAUACAUCGUCGCAAAGACGUUCGCGGGCAUCGGCGUGCUCGAUCUCCUGCACAACACAUCAGCGGCCUACUACCGCGACGUCCCACCUUCAGGCCUCGUCCAAAUCGCGACUGGGGUUGGUUUCGCAGCUGCGGCGAGCGUGAGCGACUGGAUCUUCGGCGGAUGUCUGGUGUACGAUUUGGCUGAGCUGGCCGUGGGUCAGGCAGGAACGAGCUGGGGCAACCGUCUGGGAGGGUAUGGGGCGAUGACGGCUGGUAUCGUUGGCUUCAAGAACUACUUUAGAAUGUCCAGCAGUGCGUAUCGAGACCUAUGAGCGCUGCUGCCGAGUCGCAGUCCACGAUGGAAGGCUCAGAAGCACGCGUACUCGAGGGUCGAUGAGAACGCUGAUACCGUGUAAUCGCCGGGAAGACCACAAAAAGGCCAGCACACGCAGCCCUUCUGUAUACUAGUGAUCAUCAUGCUCGAACUCGGGACGGUAUGUUUCUCGUGACAAUCACCCAGACCUCGUCCCGUGCCAAGUGUCCAUGUGACAUGUUUCUGCAGUCGCUCGCGUUUUCCUUACGUUUUGGAGCUGUGCUGCCGCCUUAGUGGUGUUUAUUAGUAGUUGUAUGAAUGCCGAUGACGGAGGCGGGGCAGGUUUCCCUGCAUGCUCGAGCACCCUGCUGUGCGCAUCACUGCUCUCCGCGUAUCUCGCCUGCAUACAAAUCGACUCGCGUAGUAAUAGAUGAAUAAUUGCUGCCUCCUCACAGCACGUGGUGCAGAUUCCGGGGGAAGAGUGAGACCCCGCCAAGCCAUAAGCGGCGGGAGG